AACCAUAGAAGCUAAGAAACCUAGCAUUUCUAUUUUAAUGUACUAUCCUUCCAACAAUCUUUUUCUUACUACUACUACAACCACUAUCUCUAGUUACUAUAAUGAAUGAUCUUGAAGAACAAAUCAACCUUGAAACUCCAGCCCAUUAUCAUGACUUCUCUACUUCAUUUUCAUCCUCUAAUGGCUUAAAUUCUCCUUCAACCAUCACUUCUACUACUACUACUUCUUCUUCUUCUUCUUCUUCCUCCUUGAAGAGAAACGUGAAAAUUUCAAUAGAAUAUAAAUUCAAAAAAAUCUCAAAAAAAGUUCAAGAAUUCAACUACAAAGGAAACGAUCAUAUUGGUGGCACCGAUGAAAACAGGAAGAGAAGGAAAAAAGAGGGCGAUGACAAGCAUCCGACAUAUAGAGGAGUUCGUAAGAGGAAUUGGGGAAAAUGGGUGUCGGAAAUUCGACAGCCAAGGAAGAAAUCAAGAAUAUGGCUAGGAACUUAUGCGACGGCUGAAAUGGCGGCUCGAGCUCAUGAUGUCGCGGCUUUAGCCAUCAAAGGACACUCGGCUUACCUUAAUUUUCCUUAUUUAGCUGAUCAACUCCCACGACCAGCUUCUACUUCCCCUAAGGACAUUCAAAUCGCUGCUGCAAAAGCCGCUGCCACCACAUUUCCUGAGGAUAUGAAGUCUCGAGCCGAAUCCAGCCAUGAAAUCUCGAACCCAAUCGAGAUACAGAAUUCAUGUUCAUCCACCGACUUAUCAACGGACAACGAUGAUACAUUUUUCAACCUGCCUGAUCUUUCACUAAAUAAAGUGGAUCAAAUUGGCCGUUAUUCUGAUCCAAUUUCAACUUGGCAGCAGGUUGGAGCCGAUGUUGGAUUCUGGCUCGAGGAGCCAUUUUUAUGGGAGAGCCACUAGAAAAGAAACAAAACACUUAAAAAACCAACCAUUAUAGCAAAAGCCAAAUUUUGUAAACUCGUGUUCAUAUAUAUAUCUACCAUAGUUUUCUGCUUUAA
Molecule: messenger RNA, 1003 nt
Organism: Nicotiana attenuata
Lineage: Eukaryota; Viridiplantae; Streptophyta; Magnoliopsida; Solanales; Solanaceae
Product: ethylene-responsive transcription factor ERF038-like
Exons: 1
Coding region: 102-905 (267 amino acids)
Biological process (GO): regulation of DNA-templated transcription
Molecular function (GO): DNA binding; DNA-binding transcription factor activity
Source: RefSeq, a predicted model, not a curated record